CUUCUACAAAUUCCAGACGGAAGAUCCGAUCCGAUCAAAAGACAGCGCAGCAAAUUUGGCGAUUUUCUUUACAUCGAAAGGGAUAACUAACGGUAAAAAAAAUGUCGAAAGACGCUACUAAAGGAUUUGUGGAUGCAGCCAUUGCUGACAACAAGGUUGUCGUCUUUUCCAAAACGUACUGUCCCUACUGUAAGAAGGCCAAGUCUGCACUGAAUGAUGUCGGCUUGAAGGGGUACAAGAUCAUCGAAAUAGAAAAUAUGGACAACAUGGACGCAAUCCAAGAUUACAUGCUGCAACUGACCAAGGGAAGGAGUGUGCCACGUGUCUUCAUCGGAGGAAAGUUCGUAGGCGGAGGGGAUGAAGUUGCCCAACUGAAGUCUCAGGGCAAACUGAAACCAAUGCUUCAAGAAGUUGGAGCGCUCUAAGCUGCCUUUGUGCCUCCCUGAAAACACCAAGAAAAACGACCCAGCAGUAGAAUAGAGCACUAUUUUUAUUACAUUUUCAAAUUUCUUGACCUUUUUCAGGAGUUGCUCAAAACCUGGAUCAUUAAUAAUCACUCAAAUGUUCAUUGUUACAUGCAAAUGCAGAUGCGGCAGUGUUGUAGUCAAAGUACUUUGGAUGGAUCAUAAGUCCAUCACAAGUCACCUCACAAGCUAUUCAAAUGAACUGUGACUAGGCCAUUCCUUGGUUAUUGUUCAUCCACUGUUACUUGUGACUGGACUCGUGAAGUGACUUGUGAUUUUCUUGUGAAUGCACUUGUGUUGUUCUUGUGAUCCUUCACAAGUACCUCGACUGCAACAAACAAUAGGAAUUUGAUACAUGUAUUACAAAACAUCUGUGGCAAAAGCCACUGGAGUAGGAAGUAACAGUGUGAACACUUGCUGUGAAGCCACAAACGUAUUUUCGAGGUUGUAUUCACGAUGCUAAUUCUAAACCAGUCUUAAUCCUGUACAAGAGACGUGUCACAGUCAAGCGUUCUCAUAUGGCAAAACCUGGUGUUGUCAGGCUGUUUCUAGUUGACUGCUGUUGUGGUUCCUGAUUUUAAUAAGGCAACGUUCCUAUCAGAACAUUCCUACUAGCAAGUAUUCCAGGUUUUGAGAAGCUCCUGAGGCAUUGCAUUCAGUGCUUUCUUUUGAUUAAUUAUGUGUGAAACUUUUCCAGUCUACUUCAGACUUUCCUCAGAAUGACAAAACUGUACUCAAUUUUCCUCUCAGCAAUGUGCACAUUUUUCCAUCAGAGAUACUUUUUAUGUGAGUUUUCAUUUGUGUUUUGCACUGCACAGCUUUUCCAAAGUUGUUUUUUACCAGUUUGUGUGCAAAGUGGUUUUGUUCAAAGUGAUAAUGUUAUGUGAAGUUUUGCUGUUUUUAUAUAAGUUUAUAUAGAUUAUAACCAUCAUUUCUGUUUACCACGGCAUGCGCUAUAGAACUAAUGAAUGGGAACCCUGCUCUUUAAAAAGAACCAUAUUUUCUGGACCAAAAUGAACAUCAAAAUCCAUUGCUUAUCACAAUGUACAUUUUAAAGUACAUUUUCCUGGUGAGCACUGGUAUAAUUUUUACUUUUUGUCAUUCAUUUUAAAGUACGUAUUUAAAAUGUUGUGCAAUUCAAAAUAGACUAUUCUGCUGAACUUGAGUGCUUGGGAUGUACACAAUACUGGCAUUUAUUGAAAUCAAAUACAUGUAUUAAUGACUUUGAUUGUUCAAAAAGUGUUAAGAUUGUUAUAGGAAGCGGGUCAGUUUUAGAAGAGAAAUACAAAUGUAAGUCUUUAUUAAGAUAAACAUCGAAUGGUGAAAGUGAUUCUGUGAAACAAGCCUCAAUCUGAUAUUUAUAUCAUGCGUGCAGAAAAAAAUUAGUAUUUUGUUACUGAAUUUUCAUGUUGAUAUUCAUCAUACUCCGAAAGAAUAUUUUACCACCAAAUAAAGAUUUAUCCUGUAACUUAAUAAACCAUUGAUAUUGUUAA
Messenger RNA from Patiria miniata (bat star), 1957 nucleotides. Its product is annotated as glutaredoxin-like. The coding region runs from base 102 to 425 and encodes 107 amino acids. The record is from RefSeq and is a predicted model, not a curated record. The transcript has 3 exons. Gene Ontology annotation, molecular function: glutathione disulfide oxidoreductase activity. Lineage: Eukaryota; Metazoa; Echinodermata; Asteroidea; Valvatida; Asterinidae. Gene Ontology annotation, biological process: cellular response to oxidative stress. Gene Ontology annotation, cellular component: cytoplasm.